Zingiber officinale is the source of this 2821-nucleotide messenger RNA. RefSeq names its product probable alpha,alpha-trehalose-phosphate synthase [UDP-forming] 7. The transcript is spliced from 3 exons. Gene Ontology annotation, cellular component: cytosol. The coding region runs from base 137 to 2767 and encodes 876 amino acids. Gene Ontology annotation, biological process: trehalose biosynthetic process. NCBI's taxonomy places the organism in Eukaryota, Viridiplantae, Streptophyta, Magnoliopsida, Zingiberales, Zingiberaceae. The record is from RefSeq and is a predicted model, not a curated record. Gene Ontology annotation, molecular function: catalytic activity.
UCUUCCCUCUCUUUAUCCAAUCCCAUCGACCGUCACGGGCAUCCAUCCCGGCCUUUGCUUCCUCCUUCACUCGCUUCUAGGGCUUCUCGCUCCCGAUCCGAGCUCGGUGGAGGGAAAGAAGCGGUGGAAGGGCAAGAUGAUGUCCAGAUCGUAUACUAACCUUCUCGAUCUGGCCGCGGGGAACUUUGGGGCGCUGAGUCUGGGCGGAAGCGGAGGGGGGCGAGGGUUGCGGCGGAUGCCGCGGGUGAUGACGGUGCCGGGGACGCUUAUGGAGCUGCAGGAGGAGGAGGAGCGGGCCAGCAGCGUGGCCUCCGACGUGCAGUCCUCGCAAGCGCAGGAGCGGAUCAUCAUCGUCGCCAACCAGCUCCCUGUGCUCGCCCGCCGCCGGCUGGACGGACGCGGGUGGAUCUUCGCCUGGGACGAGGACUCUCUCCUCCUCCAGCUCAAGGACGGGCUCCCGGAAGACAUGGAGGUUCUCUACGUCGGCACCCUUCGCGUCGACGUCGAAGUUCACGAGCAGGACGACGUCGCCCAGACGCUGCUUGAGCGGUUCAAAUGCGUGCCGGUCUUCUUUCCCCCGGAUCUCCACGACCGCUUCUACCAUGGGUUCUGCAAGCGCCGCUUAUGGCAGCUCUUCCACUACCUGCUCCCUUUUUCCGCCGCCUCCUCCUCCCGCGGCGGCCGCUACGAUCGCUCCCUCUGGGAGGCCUACGUCCUCGCCAACAAGCUCUUCUCCGAGAAAGUGAUCGAGGUGAUCAAUCCGGAGGAGGACUACGUGUGGAUCCACGACUACCACCUCAUGGCCCUCCCCACUUUUCUCCGCCGCCUCUUCAACCGCCUCCGGAUGGGCUUCUUCCUCCACGUCCCCUUCCCUUCCUCGGAGAUCUACCGCACCCUCCCUUUCCGCGAGGAAAUCCUCAAGGCUCUCCUCAACUGCGACCUCAUCGGUUUUCACACCUUUGACUACGCCCGCCACUUCCUCUCCUGCUGCAGCCGCAUGCUGGGCAUCGAGUACCAGUCCAAGCGCGGUUACAUUGGCCUUGAUUACUUCGGCCGUACCAUCGGGAUCAAGAUCUUACCCGUCGGCAUCCACAUGGGCCAACUCCAGUCCAUGCUCCGCCUCCCCGACAGGGAGUGGCGGGUCAACGAACUUCGCCAACAGUACGACGGAAAAACUGUCCUCCUCGGCGUUGAUGACAUGGACAUAUUCAAAGGGAUCAACCUCAAGCUGCUUGCUUUUGAGCACAUGCUAAAGCUUCACCCCAAGUGGCAGGGUAGAGCAGUUCUUGUCCAAAUUGUCAAUCCGGCAAGGGCACAAGGAAAGGAUCUGAAGGAGAUCCUGGUCGAGAUUGAGGAGAGCUGUCAAAGGAUCAAUACAACCUUUGGUCACGAAGGGUACAGGCCAGUGGUUCUCAUUGAGCGGCCCAUGUCGGCCAUUGAGAAGAUUGCUUACUAUACAAUUGCUGAGUGCGUGGUAGUCACUGCAGUUAGGGACGGAAUGAACUUAACUCCCUAUGAAUACAUUGUUUGCAGACAAGGGAUAUUUGACGCCAGAGAUUCAGUGCCAAAUGAGCCAAAGAAGAGCAUGCUGGUUGUCUCGGAAUUCAUUGGUUGCUCUCCGUCUCUUAGUGGUGCAAUUCGAGUCAAUCCAUGGAAUAUAGAGACCACAGGGGAAGCGAUGAAUGAAGCUAUCUCUCUUUCUGAUGGCGAGAAGCAAUUGCGGCAUGAGAAACACUACCGCUAUGUUAACACUCACGAUGUUGCUUAUUGGUCAAAGAGCUUCAUGCAGGACUUGGAGAGAACCUGCAAGGACAAUUUCAGGAGGAACUGUUGGGGAAUAGGUCUCGGUUUUGGAUUCAGGGUCAUUGCGGUGGAUCCCAACUUUAGAAAGCUUGAUGCUGAACUAUUGGUCUCAGCUUAUACAAAUGCUAAGAGUAGGGCUAUCUUGUUGGAUUAUGAUGGAACAUUAGUGUCGCAAACAUCCAUUAACAAAAAGCCUAAUCAAGAAGUUAUUAGGAUAGUCAAUACCCUUUGUGCAGAUAAGAACAAUAUUGUUUUUAUUGUUAGUGGAAGAGGCCGACAGAGUCUAGAUGCUUGGUUUUCACCAUGCGAGAAACUUGGAAUUGCAGCUGAACAUGGAUACUUCAUUAGGUGGACUCAGGAUGAAGAAUGGGAAACCCAUAACCAAACCACUGAUUUUGCAUGGAUGCAGAUUGCUGAACCAGUGAUGAAAUUGUAUACGGAGUCUACUGAUGGAUCUUCUAUUGAACCCAAAGAAAGUGCUUUAGUUUGGCACCAUAGGGAUGCUGAUCCUGGCUUUGGGUCUUCCCAGGCGAAGGAGAUGCUUGAUCAUUUAGAGAGUGUACUUGCAAAUGAACCAGUCACCGUGAAGAGUGGCAAGUUUAUCGUUGAAGUGAAACCUCAGGGAGUUAGCAAAGGCAUAGUAGCAGAUAAAACUCUGUCAUCAAUGUCUGCAAAGGGAAGACCAGCUGAUUUUGUGCUGUGUAUUGGUGAUGACAGGUCUGAUGAGGACAUGUUUGAAGGCAUUGCUGGCGUAGUAGCAAAGAACAUGGUAGCUUCAAAUAAGGCAAUAUUCGGUUGCACUGUUGGCCAAAAACCAAGCAAGGCACGGUAUUACUUGGACGACACAAAUGAUGUCUUAAACACACUUUCAGCACUUGCUGAUGCCUCUCUGCCUUUUGUUUCUGUUGAGGAGAUAACUGAACCACCCCCACCCACUCAAAUCUACAUUGAUAAUUCACAGUGAUAGUAUGUUCCUAAUUGCUCUUGAAUUGCUUUGGAAUUUACCAAAAUUUUCCUA